Molecule: messenger RNA, 763 nt
Organism: Phymastichus coffea
Lineage: Eukaryota; Metazoa; Arthropoda; Insecta; Hymenoptera; Eulophidae
Gene: JTBR
Product: protein JTB
Exons: 3
Coding region: 308-763 (151 amino acids)
Biological process (GO): mitotic cytokinesis
Cellular component (GO): membrane; centrosome; cytoplasm
Source: RefSeq, a predicted model, not a curated record
CCCCCAAGGUGCCUUAGUAGAGGGCUACCGCCAUCUAGUGGUAACAGCCGGCGCGUCGAGUUGUUGAAGCGCGCUAUCAUGCAUUAGCGCGCGUCGAUAACUCGAGUCACCACUAGAUGGCGGUAGCCCUCUAAGGCACUGAGGGACUUAGGCUGGAAAAUUCUUAUACAUUACGCUUCGUCUCCUGUAUGUAGCCUCCGUGGUAUACGAGCUGUAAAAGAAUUACAAGUUAUUUUUUCUGAAAGUACUCCAAUAAAGUUCGUUAAAUUUGCUAUUGAGACAUCAAAAUAAAGUAAAGUUGCUAAAUAUGAUAGAGUCUUGCUCCAAAAAACGUAUGCUAUUGGGCAUAACUUUAUUAGGAGGGUUGACCAUUUUGGUUUUGAUAGUUGAAAGUCAUUGGACAGACGCCAAAAGUGGUAAUGUGAUUGUUGAGACUAUUGAGGCUAACAGCACAUGUUUAUCUGGUGAAGAUUUCAAAGUGAUUUGGGAGUGCCAUCCAUGUUCUGCCUUUGAAAUUGCCAGCCAAAGUAUUGGAGUUUGUUCCAAAGCACGGUACAAAGAAGUAGUUGAAUGCAAAUCUGGAGAAAAAAUUACCAGAAGUUGUGAUAAAGUUGCAUGGUUGGAGGAGAGAGCUUUUUGGAAAUUUGAAAGUUUUAUGUUUGCUGGAACAAUUUUAUCUUGUUUAAUAUUGUUUUGGAGAGAAAGUAUCCUCAGAAAGCGAAUCAUAAAAAAUGUGGCUAGACAGUUGAGAGGUAGCGUUUAA